This is a messenger RNA of Chenopodium quinoa (quinoa), 2611 nucleotides long. RefSeq names its product zinc finger BED domain-containing protein DAYSLEEPER-like. The record is from RefSeq and is a predicted model, not a curated record. The transcript is spliced from 2 exons. NCBI's taxonomy places the organism in Eukaryota, Viridiplantae, Streptophyta, Magnoliopsida, Caryophyllales, Amaranthaceae. Gene Ontology annotation, molecular function: protein dimerization activity; DNA binding. Bases 218 to 2311 code for a protein of 697 amino acids.
AGCCAAUAAGGUGGGCUAAAAUUCAAGCAUAUUAUAAAUUUCUAUAAAUACUCUGAAUAAAAAUGGACCCCCAAUUUGCCUCUAGGUCCAAUUUAGGGUUUAUCAAAGCUCAAGCCCACUAACUUCUCCUUCCUCUCAAACCCCUUCUUCCCUCCUCUGCAACUUCUCCUUAAACCCUAAUAUAACUCGGAACAACCCUUCGAUUUCACUACUGCAGAUGAAUGGUAUGAUUGAAAAUGGAUCCUUGAAUGUCAAUGGUAAUGGCAUUAUGAAUGGUGAUGGCCUCGCUGCAACAAAUGAUAAUGAUGUAGUGACUCCUGAAGUGCAGCCAAAUAAACGCAGGAGAAAGAAGUCUAUAGUUUGGGAAUACUUCACUACUGAAAAUGUUAGCCCUGGUUGUACCAGGGCUUGUUGUAAACAGUGCAACAAGUCAUUUGCUUACAUUACUGGAAAAAAGCAAGCAGGCACCAGCCACCUCAAGCGACACAUAUCCUUAGGUAUCUGUCCUGCAAACCGUUCUAAACAGGAAAAGAAUCAACUUACUACCUACACACCUCGUUCCCAAAAUGGCACUAUCACUGCUCCUCCGAGAAAGCGCUGCAGAGCAUCCCCUGGUUCAGUAACCAUUGCAUUAGACCAAGAACGCUGCAUUAAUGAGAUAGCUAGAAUGAUCAUACUUCAUGAUUACCCAACCAACAUGGUAGAACAUCCUGGUUUCGUUGACUUUGCUAAGAUUCUUCAACCUCACUUUUCUAUGGUAAGUUUUGACUCUGUUUACAGUGAGAUUGUGGCUAUUUAUACGAGAGAGAAGAAGUCACUUGCUGAUACUCUUGCCGAAAUCCCUGGGCGUGUCAGCUUGACUAUGGAUCUUUGGACAUCAGACCAAACUUUGGGUUAUGCUAUUCUGACAGGGCACUUCAUUGAUGCUGAUUGGAGAUUAAACUCUCGGGUCCUUAAAUUUGUCCGUGUGCCAUUUCCAGAUUCACAGGUUGCUUUUAAUCAUGCUGUUGUUUCAUGUCUGUCUGAGUGGGGUUUGGGAAGCAAGUUGUUUGCACUUGCUGUUGAUCAGUCUUUUGCUAAUGAAGCUGUUGUCGGUAACCUUAGGGGCCUGCUUUCUAUAAAGAAUUCUCACAUGUUAAAUGGUCAAUAUUUACUUGCGAAUUGCUAUGCCCGUGUCAUGAGUCGUAUGGCACUAGCAGCUAUAGGGGCAACGAGAGAAGCUGUUGCCAAGGUUCGCGACAGUGUGAGGUAUGUAAAAGUUUCAGAAUCUCGUGAAGAUAUGUUCAAUAAGCUCAGACAACAACUUCAAAUUCCCUACACAGAGAGUUUAGUCAUUGAUAAUCAACGGAUGUGGAAUUCAACUUACCAUAUGCUCUCAAUAGCAUGUGAGUUGAAGGAAGUUUUUUCUUGUCUAGAUGCUUCUGAUCCUAAUUACGAGCUAGCUCCUUCAAUGGAUGAUUGGAAGUGUAUAGAAGUUCUUUGUGUCUAUAUGAAACUUUUCUUUGAUGCCGCUGACAUACUUACAACCAAAUCCUAUCCUACUGCCAGUGCAUUUUUCCAUGAAGUUUGUAAAAUUCAGAUGGAGCUGGCUCAUGGGGCAUUGAGUGAGGAUAACUAUGUCAGCAACUUUGUCAGACCUUUGUAUGAAAAGUUUGACAGAUAUUGGAGGGAUUGUUGUGUGGUCUUAGCUAUGGCUGUAGCUAUGGACCCUAGAUAUAAGUUGAAGCUUGUGGAGUUCAGCUUUGCCAAGGUUUUCGGGGAAGAAGGUGAAUUGUGGUUUAGGGCUGUCGAUGAUGGUUUACAUGAGUUGUACUUUGAAUAUGUUGCACAGACCUUACCCUUGCCAUCAAUUUUUGUAGACCAAAGGUAUGAAGGAUUCAUUAAAGCAGAGGCCCAUCAAGAUGAAGAUUCAUUGCCUCUGCCUGACGGGCUAUCAGAUUUUGAUGUGUAUAUAUCAGAGAUUUCAAGCAAUCAUCAGACAAAAUCAGAACUAGAUCAAUAUCUAGACGAGCCACUAUUGCCAAGAGGGUCUCAAGAGUUUGACGUUCUUGAAUGGUGGAAGUUGCACCGAAUUAAAUAUCCAACUCUCUCCAAGAUGGCUGCUGAUAUAUUGUCAAUACCCUUUGCUACAAUAUCUGGGGAUUCUGUUUUUGAUACUCUAAGCAAGAAGUUGGAUAGUCACAGAAGUUCUCUAAAGCCAGUUACAUUAGAGGCCCUUGUUUGUGCAAACAACUGGUUGCAGUUUGGAACACAGCAGAGUUUAUCCAUAUUAGAUGUAUCCACAAUGUGUAUAAAGAUGGAAACCAAAUAAGUCAUUCAAUGGCGUUCUAUAUUUAGGGCUGUUUGCAACUUCAGAGGUGUUUUAAGAGCUUUUGGUUGCAACUAGGUGUGGGGCUUCGCCGCUGAUCACUAAUUUUACCCCAAUUUUGAAGAUAGUAGGAGUAAUAUAAUACUUUUUAGAGCAAGUAAUUCUGUGUAUCUUGCAUAAUUCUUUCGUUUAAUUAGCAUUAGUACUUUUAUGGAUAAUUUGUUUAGUUUUAUGAUGUAAAGCUCAAUUUUUUAGAAAUCCAGAGAAUAAGAAUUUCAGGCAAUCUAGUGUCCCGUUGAACCA